This is a messenger RNA of Prunus armeniaca (apricot), 240 nucleotides long. Lineage: Eukaryota; Viridiplantae; Streptophyta; Magnoliopsida; Rosales; Rosaceae. The record is from the annotation of a GenBank genome assembly.
AUGCUUACUUCCAUCUUGAGUGCAAGAGUGCCGACAUCUCAUGACAAAAUUUUGGCUAGAUUUCGCGCCUAUCAUAAGUCUGCUAAAGAAUCCAAGUCCGAAGCUACCAUGGAUGCUUACAAGUUAGGCUACUUGGACCGCACAAAUGGAAAUCAUCCCUUCUAUGCCAUUAGAGAUGAAGACAUCGAGAUGUUCUGUCCUGACUUGCUCCGUGUGCAAAGAAGCAGGUUAAUGCUGUGA